CGGGUGCUGCUCCUAGGGGCCUCCGCCUAGAUCGACUCAGCCUAAAAAAACGAGUGUCCUGGCGCGAUGCGUAAACGCCGCGGCUCGGGGGACAAAGACGGCGACCCGGGCGUGGUGCUGCUCGCCACCCACAACCCGCGCGCGGCUCUUCAUCGGUGCUGCUCCUCGCUAACAGCCCCAACAGUCUAUUAAGGCUACACGGGGAGGGCGUAGGGUGUGGGGUGUGAGCGAGUUGCAUUUAUUUAUUUUAUUAGUUUUUAACGAUCCACAUCAUCAACAAGACGCGGGCCGUCUCACCGCUGCUGCUGCCGCUGCCGCUACGACAUCUCGCCCGCGCGUGCAGCCGCGCUCGGAGCGCAUGGACUCCGCUACGGUGGAGUCGAGCAACAGCUAAGCUGGGGCUCCAGCACAGAUGCCUCGCCCUGUGAAGGGGCCCUCCCAGCCCGGCGGCGGGGAGGACAGCGCAGAAGCCGAGGAGACCGGGGGCGCAGAGGGGGCAGGGGCCGACAGGGACGCGUGCUGCUUCUGCUGGUGCUGCUGCUGCUCGUGCUCCUGUCUCGCGCCCCAGGGCGAAGAAUCGCCGACGUCCUCUCGGAAGAACUCACACACGACGCGCACCGAGGACUGCACCGACUCGGAGGCCACGAGCGGGCGGGCCGGUGCGGACGAGGUGCUGGCGUGGGGUCGGUCGUUCGAGCGUCUCGUACGCAGCCCCACGGGCCGCGCGCACUUCCGCCACUUCCUGCGCGGCGAAUUCAGCGAGGACAACCUGCUCUUCUGGCUUGCGUGCGAGGAGCUGCGAGUCGGCACAGACGAGGCCUCCCUACCCGAGCGCAUGAGGACCAUCUAUGAGGAGUACAUUUCCAUCCUUUCGCCCAGGGAGGUAAGCCUCGACUCGCGCGCCCGCGAGGCCAUCAACGAGGGGAUGGAGGAGCCGGACUUGGGCACGUUCGACGAGGCGCAGCAGCAGAUCUACAUGCUCAUGCAGAGGGACUCGUAUCCGCGCUUCCUCGCCUCCGAGCACUACCGCUCGCUGCUCCAGGGCGCCCCCGACAAGAGCACGGCAGCCGUCUCGCCGUGCGUGGACACCAGCCCCACGGUGGUCAAGCCGUGAAUGGGACUCUCUUAAAAUCCCUUUUCUGCAGGGACUCGCGCCCCAUAAACCCGAGGCGACGCUAUCACGGGAUUUGACUGUGCACUCUCAAGGACAGCAAUCAUAUGGUGGCUCACGCCGUGGCCGAUUGGGUCAUCACGACUGGUGCACGCCUGCAAGGAUUGUUAAGUUAUAUUCAGGUAUAUAAUAGUAAAAGAGGACCGUGACCAAUAAGUGGCAACCGAGAAGCCAUACAAAUCGUGCAUUAGCUCAUAUACGUCACCUCUAAAUAUAUUAAUACAUAUACGUACCCUACUACUCCCGUUACAUAGUACUGUGCUUGCAUGUUGACCUUUAAACACAAGGAUGGCGUAGGGACAAAAUACAUGUCUCCGCAUCAUGAUAUUUAAACAAAUCAUACGGGAUUUAAAAACAAUUGCUGUUGUUAGAUAUUGGCCCACAGGGCCCAAAGGUGAAUAAUUAUUUUUAUGAGGAGAGAUCAACUUUUGUCUGUCCAUGUUACCCAUGAUUCCCUGCAGUAGUAUAUGAUUUUUUACAUGUAAAUUAUGUAUUUGCUUUGACAUAGUGUAUACAUACACAAUUAAACUUUUUCAUAUUUAAUAUGGUCACUCUUAUCCAUGCCAUAUGGGUGGUGUUCCUUAAUUUCUCCUGUCUGCACUGUGUAUCCAGCAUUAUAUUUUUAUAACAAUAAUCAACCACAUUGGCGCAUCUCAAUUCAGUCUAAGUGGUUGCUCAUGAAAUGGUCAUGGGGAAAAAGUAGAAAAUAAAUAUUUAAAUAACUCCUCUUGAAACCGCUGUGCCACUCUAAGCUCCCUCCCGACUCUACCUCUCGCUUCAAAAUUCUGACCCCCCCCCCCCAUACUUGACCCAAGCCCAUUAACUCCCCUUCCCCCACACCCGAUGUCUCUCUGCACACAUCCACGCAAUGUGCCAACUGUCAAAAACUCCAAAGUAGUCUGCAAUCACUUCCAUGAAGCCAAGAGGCAAAAGCUGGCUUGAAGUGGCCCCUACCACUCUUAAUAAGCCUCCGCUCUGCACCAUCUCAGAGAAUGCUUCACAAGCUCUGGUGGGAAUUUUUUGUUAAUAAUAUAAUCACUGUUCUCAUGCCUGUAGGAGGUCAAAAAAGCUUUUAUACGUUUGCGUGCCUGACCGACAUCUUGUAUGUUAAGCAGUAGCUUAGGCACACUGUACCCAAUACUGCGACUUAGAACAUCGGCAAUACAUUAACAAACACCUUGACUGUACAUGACUGAGUGUACUUGUGGUAAGUACUUUCGUUCCAAGAACAAUCACAUAUCAGUGAGGUGGUGUUGUCGUGGCCAGAGCUAAUGUGGAAAAGGUGAAAAACGCUGCGCUAUUUAUAAA
Messenger RNA from Lethenteron reissneri (Far Eastern brook lamprey), 2479 nucleotides. Its product is annotated as regulator of G-protein signaling 20-like. The record is from RefSeq and is a predicted model, not a curated record. Lineage: Eukaryota; Metazoa; Chordata; Hyperoartia; Petromyzontiformes; Petromyzontidae.